AAGACUACAAUUCCCGAAAGGCAGCGAGCUUGGUCGGCGAGGCACGCCGGGAAAUGGAGGACAGGACCAGAUUGCUUUGAGCGGGCAUUGAACAGACAGUUACGGAAGCCGAGGAAGUACGAUUUAACUUCGUUAUUUUUAAAACGGCCGGAUACGGGGCCGCGAUUCUCAAGGCGCUUUUUGUACCUUUAGGCGGGAUUCCGCGGGAGGCUUUCACUCAACCAGAGUGGCUUUUGCACCACGUGAUCUUCGAGGAGGAGCCGGCGGCGGGUCAUUCGUGGGGCGUCUACCUUUGCUAACUGGUAGCAUGGCCGCCCGGAGGGCACCGCAUGGGUUUAAUUCGCUCCUGGAGAAAGAGGCGGGCUGCUGUAUCUUGCAUCCUACGGAGGGGAGAAUUUCAGCGGUUUGUGCAGAGUUCAGCUAGGUAUUGAUUUCCACAUCUAAAGCAAUGCGCUUCGAUACACGCGAAGUCGAGUACAUCGUAUCGGAAGGUCGUAUCCCCGCUUCUGCGUUAAUUUCCAUCGCCAAAGUCAGAAAUGAAGAAAGAAGUCCUGGAUGCCCUUGGAAGAAAAAGCCCAUCCAAAUGACGAAUAUGCUUUGCCUAAGACGUUUUUAUCCAAUUGCAACAAGAUGUUUUAACUGUCGAACUUGGAGCAGCGACAUUUUGUUGAACCAACUCAAUAACUUUACAAAUGAACACCAAGUGUUCAGUCUUGUAUCCAAGAACAGAGCCAGACUCUCUGAAAAACAUGUGAAAAGUGCAAUUAAGAAACUUGUGCAAGUUCAAAAGAAGAGGCCUUGGUCAUCAGAAACUAUGGAUUAUAUAAGAAGUCAUUCUCAGUUUUUUGUGCUUCGCAUCUUGGCAGAAAAUAAGAUUGAAUGUAUGGAUGAUGAAGCAUUGGUGGAUGUGUUAUAUAGUGUGCUCUGGUUAGAUGUUGAUGCCCACGACUCACUUGUAGAAGAGUUGGUUAUAGAAGGCUGGAAGCGAUUAAACGAAUUGACUCCACCUCUGCUAUCUAAAUUUUCAUUGUGUGUACAUGAACAGCAUCUACAUCAUAGUCCACUCAUGGGUGAAAUAGCUAAUGUGGUAGAUAAGAAAUUGGAUUCCAUACAGGAUUCAAGGGCUUUGUCAGUUGUAAUGAACUGCAUAUCUCCUGUUAUCUCAUGGAAUUUUAAAAAACGGUUAACAGAAAAAGCAGACGGCUUGUUUGAAAAAACAAACAUCUCAGUCAAUGAUGCCAGGCGAUUUGUACAGUUUCUCCGGAAUGUCAGUUUUCCGCACUGGCCACUGCUGAAAAAAUGUAACAAUAUUUUUGUCCAGCAUUCACAUGAGUUACAUGUUGAGGACAUUUCUAUCAUUCUUGGACUCUACCAGAAUUUACAAUUCAACAACACCGAAUUUAGAUUACUUGCCAAAGAAAAGCUGAUAGAACAUAAAGAUAAUUGCACUAGUCCGUUGAACGUCAUGCAACUAUUCGUUCAUCUUGCACCCAUAGUACAGCAAGAGAUGCAAAAAGAGUUAAGUGAAAAGAUCCUACUAAUCGCAGAUAAUUUGGAUGGGUACCAAACGUUAAUUGUGGCAGAAAAAAUGCAAGAAGUACAAUACAGAAAUCCACUACUGAUUCAAAAGAUUGUAUCUCUCCUUCACAAAUACUUGGAUCGGUAUAAAGCAUACGAGCUUUUGAGAGUGACAAAUGUGCUAGCCAUGCUGCAUCGGCCCAAAUCUGACAUAUAUUCCAAAUUACAACAAUUGUCAAUCUGCCAUUUACAAGUUAAAAGAGUUCCCGCUGAUAUCCUCAUGCUGGUUCAUGUUCUUUCUAAUCUUCCUUCUCCUUAUGUGGAUGAAGCGAUAGUUACUCAAAUAGAUGCUGUCCUACCUCAGUGCAGUCUGAAUCAGCUCAGUAGCUUUACCGUAAAUCUCCUAAAAUGGAUGAAACAUCAUAAGACAAAUCAGAAAAGCUAUUCUGCACCAUACGGGUCACUUUUGCAAAAAAUUAACAGUUGCGCAUUUCAGAGACUUGAGAGAAUAAAUAAUUUGGAUCUUUUGCUGAAGGAAUUAAAAUACUUACAUGGGAAAUGGUUUCAAGAAGUGCUCCUCGAGAAGACCAUAGCUGCUUUAUAUCAGUUGAAAGAUCAGAUUACACCAUCAAAUGUAGUGAAGUGUGCAUCCUUUCUCAUUGGAACCAACUACCGCUGUACACAGUUACUGGACAGAAUAGCUGCGGUUGCCAUUGAACAUAUUGAUCAGAUUUACUAUUCAGAAGUACAUGUUAUUCUUGUUCUAUUUUCUUUAUUUAAUUAUGAACCCCCUGAAGCUGAGAAAUUUUUUGAGGCUUGCAUUAAUCAUAUCAGUCUUCACUUGGAACUCUUUGAGCCUUCUCUUCUUGUAUUGCUUGGUUACGCUUUGGCUUCUUCUGGGUAUUUUCCACAGAAAAUGAUAAAGGCAAUAUUUAAUAUAGAGUUUCUCUCCAAGUUGGAUACUGAGCUUCAAAUUCUACCAUGGAAAUCAGCAAGGAAGUCCACCCUCCAGCUGAUGGAACUGAAUCGAGCUGUGUGUUUGGAGUGCCCCGAGCUUCAGAUUCCGUGGUUUCAUAAAUGCUUCUGUAAACAGCUGAAGGAAAAAAAGUCUGAGUCGUUCAGUCUAUUGCAACAGCAGAUAUAUAUACUACUUGGAGAAAUCCUAGGAAGAAGCCAUUAUGCCAGAUGUUCUGUACUCACUUCUUACUGCUAUAGAAUUGAUUUUGAAUUUAUAAUUGACAAACACAGAAAACCUGUUCCAUAUAUAGACCAACACGUCGUUCCUAAUUCAGACAACAUAGGUUGUACAGAAGCUGGUCACUCCUAUGGAAAGAAAAGGCUACCACCAGGAUUUCAAAGGAUUGCUGUCGAAUUCCUUGAUUCAGAAGCUUUCUGCAAAAAUUCAAAUCACGUCAAAGGAUAUAUUGCCAUGAAAAAGCGGCAUUUAGAGAUUCUUGGUUAUCAAGUUGUUCAGAUCCCUCACUAUGAAUGGAAUUCCAUGGAAUUGUCAUCCACGGAAGCAAAGACUGAAUAUUUAGAAAAAAAAGUAUUGGGAAAAGCUUUGAUAUCCUAGUAUGGAGGAAAAAAAAUAACAAUUUUUAUACGGACUGUAACAUUGAAAAUUAAUUAUUUUCAGCCUUCAAUAAACUUAUUUUUUUUUUAAUGAAGACUAUUUAUGUUGCAUCUGGAGAUAUCCGUAUUUGGAAUUGCAGAGGGCAAAGUGCAUUGCACAAUUUACAUUUCUUGCACGAAGUGUGACCGUUUUUGGCCAGCCUGUCCUGGCAAAUUACCUAAGUUAUAUCAAUUGACUACUAGGCUACACAGCAUAUGAGCCUAUCCUUGAGGAGUGCUUAGAAGUUGCUUUUUUUGCAAAAUCUAAUAAUUAGGCUGCUACCGAGUACCCAAUCUAUUAUCCUCAUGUUGGAAGACUUGCAAUAGUUGAUAUCUGAUGUCAGGCACAAUUUAAGGUAUGUAUUUUCCCUGCUAAUGCCCUAAAUGCUUUCUGACCUGACAUGAGGGGCUCCUGUUUUGUUACAAACUUCUCCAGGAAUGAAAGGCAGCUGAAGGGCCACUGUUAAAGACAUCCCACUAUUGGCCAUUCAGGGAAGAGCUUUCUCAUAUAACUCCUGAGCCAUUGGAAAGCUGCAUUGCUAUUGAUUCAGUUUGAACUGCCAUUCAUAAUUAUUUAUAAUGCGAACUUUACUUUUUAUGGUUGGUUGCCUUGCAUAUGCAAGGCCGGCCAAGCAGAAUUUGAUUUAUUUAGGUCAGGGGUGUCAAACUGGCAGCCCACCGGCUGGAUGUGUCAGGUGCAGGCCACGCCCACCCCGGCUCCGCAAAGGCAAAAAAGUAAUGAUACAUCAUGUGACGUCACUGAGUUUGACACCCGUGAUUUAGGUGCUCAAUUUAUUAACCAUCUUAAUAGCCAAUAGGUGCACAUACGGGAAAGAAUAAUUCAAAAUAGGCUAACCUAACCAACAGUAAGGAUGUCUACAUAUCCCUCAGCAAUGCAAACAACAUACAUUGACAGAAUCACAAGUCGCCCCGUCCCAUAUCCUGUUGAAAAGGCUGGGGGGUCUUUUUCCCCUAAAAUUCAAGAAACUAUGGGGAACCUUGUUUCAAAAGGCAGGGCCAGCCACAGAGAAGGCACAUUUUUGGAGUCCAACCAGUUGACAUUGCCUCACCGAUGGAACCUGGAGAUUAUUGCUUCUGGCAGUUCUUAUUGAUGGGCAAAAAUAACCAGACAAUAGUAGGCCUCUUAAGUGAGUCAGUACAGGUAGUCCUCAGCUUGCAACCACAAUUGAGCCCAAAUUUAUGUUGCUAAGUGAGAAAUUUGUGGAGUGAGUUUUGCCCCAUUUUACAACUUUUCUUGCCACAGUUGUAGUGAAUCACUGCAGUUGUUAAGUUAGUAACACUGAAAUGAAUAGUGAAAUGUGAAGUGAAAAACACUUGUUUUUUUACAACAGUGAAAAACACUGAAAUUAGUAACAGUGAAAUGAAUCUGGCUUCCCCACUGACUUUGCUUGUGAAAAGGUUGCAAAAAGGGAUUACAUGACCCUGGGAUACUGCAACCGUCCUAAAUGUGAAUUACUUGCCAAGCAUCCAAAUGUAAAUCACGUGACCACAGGAGUGCUACGAUGCUCCCAAGUCACAUUUUUCAAUGCUGUUGUAAUUUCGAACGGUCACUAAGUGACCUAUUGUAAAUCGAGAAGUACCUGUAUUCAUUUAAAUUAUGAAACACAAUGCCUGUUAGUACACCGAAUAAACUGGGGAAUAAGCUUUUCCUGUGCAGAAAAAACUGAUACAGAGAGGGCACAUGUGGAAUACUUGAAUUUUGUGUGUUGGUCAUUAUGUUUUGAAAUGCCUUGAUCAAUCUUCCAGGGCACCAGGAGACCAUUUCUGAAUGCUGUACUAUAAGUUGUGCCUUGAGCUGGAUUGGCAACCAGAGUAUGGGUAAUCUUGAUAACCAGAAACAAUCUCCCCACAAUUAUAAAUUUUAAGUAAUCUUGAAUUAAAUUAAGAAUCUUGAAGUUGAGAUUCUUCAAGCACCCAAUUCUGCCAUAAAAUGGUAAUCCAACAAGAUCUCAAAUUUUAAAGUACUGACUUUAAUUCCAUACUGACAUUUUAGUGCAACUUUAGUAGUGCUUGCUGACAGACAAGCAAUAUUUUCAUUAAUAGUUGCUAAAGUCACAGUAUGCAAACUUACAACCAUUCAGAUAUUUUUGGAUUUCGGUGCCCUCUAACCUGCAAUCACUGGGCAUGCUGGCUACGGUGGAUGGGAAAUGAAUCACAGAAAUUUUACACACACACAUACAAUAUACUGUUGUUGUUUUUUCCUGUAUACAGUUUGUCCUAGAAUUUGUGAUUGCACUUUUAAAAUAAUAGAAAUGCAAGCAUAAUUAGUAUUUUACAGUCUAUUGGGCAUUAUAAAUUACAAUCAAAGGAUUGUCUUUAGUUAUAUUUUAAUUUGAUUUUUUUUAAAAAAAAAUCCAUACAUUUUUAAAUGCCCAUAAUGUUUGAUGCGAGCUGUUUCCAGAAUUCUUAUUAUAAGUAAUGAAAUUCCACCAUUCCUUGUAAAAUAAAGAUUCGCUACUUUGGCUUGACAUACAAUUGAUUGAUUGAUUGAUUUUUCAAGUAAAGAUCUUAUUCUAUCACCUAUCCAUUGAAAUAUCUAUCUCCAUUGUUCAGCAAUAACCUAAUUGGUGAUAUAUAUAAAAACGUAAUGAGUUAUUUUCUAAUUUCUUAUCCUGGCCACCAAAUAUGUGUAGCAAACUUAGCUUUGGCAAAAAUUGAAACUAUUGAUUAAUUAUGUAAGACAUGUAUUUAAGAUAAAUAACACAACAUGAAAGAAUGUUCCUUUUGACUGAUAGCCUUGCUAACAUCUCAGUGAAAAUUGAAAAAAUACAUGUCAGAUUAUUAUUGAAGUUCGAUGCUACCAAUGUGAAGUUUAAGUAAUUCCUAUAUAGGUUCUGAUAAAAAAUGUUUAUGCUGUCAUACAGACUCCCAAAGAAUACCAUCAAAUUGUUCUUCUAAGUCAGUGUCAAUUUCUAUUUCAUUGAGGGCCGCAUCAGGGUCGUGUUUGACCUUGGGAGGCUGGGGUCGGCGUGGCCAGGAUGGGCAUGGCCAGUUCAACAUCACUCAUGUUGGGGAUGCCUGUGGUGGCCCAAGCACUCUGCCAGCAAAAAUGGGCUCCCGAGCUCCUUUUUCAGCUGCGAUAGCCUCCUGCAACCAUCUGCCAGCAAAAACGAAGCUGGGGAGGACCGCCUGCAGUCCUCCUGAGCUCUGUUUUCGCUGGCAGAGGCACAGUGGGCCAAUCCUUUGCUGUUUCCAGGGCGGUUCCAUGGGCCAGAUCUAAGCAGCCUGUAGGCCAGAUUUGGCCCCCGGGCCUUGAGUUUGACACCCCUGAUCUAAGUCCCAGAUUUCUUUUAGUCCUCACCACAAUCUAUUUCAGAAAAUCAGAUUCAAAAUUACAUCCUUAGGUUCUGUAGGGAAAAAAAAUACAAUUUUUCAAAAAGAGUUGCCUCGGAUUUUUGCUCUUUUUUUUGUAAUAUUCAGUUGAUCUGCCACUCAAAUUGUGGGACUUUUUGUUCCAAUUGUUGGUCAUAAUUUUUUUUAAUUUACAGUAUAUCUGAGUUUUUGUAGAAAUAUUUUUAUUUUGUAAAGAUCUUUCCUUUUUCAAGAUUUCAAGAGUGGUAUGUAGUCCUAGUUGUAUAAAGUCCUUUGUCCUAAUUUGGGUAUGUUAUCAAUAGAAACGGAGGUGAGAUGCUUGGAAUAAAAUCUGAAAACUUCAUCCUGGAAAUUCAGCAGAUUAUUAUGCUUACAUAAUUUUAUUGGUGAUUUAUUUUUUAAAUUUUGGAAAGGUGUUACUCAGAUUCUGUAUAUGGUAAGUUUAGGUACUGAUUAUCUUGUAUUGAGAAAACAGUACUUCAAAUGUAUACCAUCAUGUUAGAUUCUGGGAUAGGUGUGUGUGUUUGCGCGUGUCUAAAAAUCUUACAAAUUCAGUAUUGAUAUUAACUAUGCUAGCAAUUAGUUGACCUUUAGAGUCUUAGAUUGAAUCUCCCAUUCUAAAUAUGAACUUUCCAUUGUUACCCUUCAAAAAUCUAUGCACUUUAAAGUUUAACCCUUUAAAUUUUUAAAAAAAUUAUUAGUGCCUAGAGCAAAAUACUGUUUAUUAAAUGUUUUGUUUUUGAUAUUAUGUAUCCUCUUAAGUUUCUUGUAUUGUAACAAAAGAUCGUGCAUAACUAAAUAUUCUAUUUUUUUACUGUAUCCCCCAGUCUUCUAACUUCCCAUGAAAUAAAUGUACAAGUAUCAAUCAUAAAAAUAACAUUGUUGCUGCUUUUGGAUACUUUGUGCCUUAUAAAAUCAUUGGAAUUUAUUCUGAGUUUGUAAGAAUAAACCAUUUGUUGCUUGU
Molecule: messenger RNA, 7426 nt
Organism: Pantherophis guttatus
Lineage: Eukaryota; Metazoa; Chordata; Lepidosauria; Squamata; Colubridae
Gene: FASTKD1
Product: FASTK mitochondrial RNA regulator 1
Biological process (GO): regulation of mitochondrial mRNA stability; mitochondrial RNA processing
Cellular component (GO): ribonucleoprotein granule; mitochondrial matrix
Molecular function (GO): RNA binding
Source: RefSeq, a predicted model, not a curated record